Messenger RNA from Phyllotreta striolata, 1981 nucleotides. NCBI's taxonomy places the organism in Eukaryota, Metazoa, Arthropoda, Insecta, Coleoptera, Chrysomelidae. The record is from the annotation of a GenBank genome assembly.
AUCGAUUUUCCCAAAAAUUAGGAGCCCAAUGGCAUACUUGUAAUAUCAUUUUUAUUUUGGGAGAAGUAAAACCGUGUCCACAACUUUCGGAAACACCUCGUAUUGGUUCUGCCAUAAAUUAUAAUUAGUUAACUAAUUAAGAGCCAAGAAAGAAAUAACAAGGAAAUAAUUGUUAUCGAACAGUUACUUAUUGUUAACGAAAACCACGUACCUAACUACUAACUAGACCCCAUUUCCCUACAUAUUUUUCUCCAGUAAUAAUGAACAACGAAGUACUGGUAACAGAUAAAAAGCCAUCGAGCAGAUGGCUUGGUAAAUCAACAUUUAAUUGGUACAUUUAUUAUUGUUCUUUUGCUGCCAUUUGGUUGAAUAUUGCAGCUAGCGUAAAUUUAAUAUGGAUAUCACCAAUGAUUUCGGUAUUUAAAUCCGACGAUCCAAACAUUAAUCCAUUAGGCAAGCCAAUUUCAACAAUACACUUAUCCGUUUUAACGUCCGUUUCGUUUCUAUCUCCGCUAUUAACGACACCAACAUUAGGAAAAAUAUCCGAUAAAUUCGGAAGAAAAAAUUCGAUGAUUUUCUCGGCUACGUUGACCGCUUUGUCCUAUCUUACGAUAGCGUUCGUGCCAAACUUUUACAUCUAUUGCAUUUGCAGAUUGAUAGCAGGCGUCGCCAAAGAUUACGUCUUGGUAAAUUGCGGCAUAUACAGCAACGAGAUAACAGAGCCGAGUAGGAGGGGCCGCUUCGGAUUGUUCUUUACGCUAGCCUUCCCGUUGGGGUACUUGUACGGCUACGUAAUAGGAGCUUACGCAGCUUUUAGGUUAUUCAAUAUUUUGUGUUCCCUGCCGGCCGUCGUGCAUUUACUGCUAUGCGCCUUCAUCACCGAUUCCCCGGUGGCGUUGGCGUUGAACGGCAAGCAAGCGGAGGCUCUCAGGGCGUUAGAGAAGCUGCGAGACAGCGGACAAGAGAAAGACCUCGAGCUCGAGCUGAGCGCGAUACUACGAGAGGUGAAAUCGAAGGCCGAAAACAGCUCGUUUCAGUUGAAGAAUUUGUGGAACAACGCCGCCAGCAGGAAGGCUUUGUUGCUGGGGUUGGUGGUGAUUUUAAGCGAAAAAUGCUGCGGUAUAAAUUUCGUGUUACCGUUCUCGGCGGAUUGCUUCAAUCGCUUAAAUUUGUCCGGGAACACGGUAAACAUUCUGAUAGCCGUCAUACAAUUUUUAGGCUUUCUAUUCUCCACUUGUAUAGUGAAUAAAGUGGGGAAAAAACGGCUCAUGAUUUUCUCCAUGAUCGUUUGCAUACUGUCGAUGCUCUCCAUGGGAUGUUACCUUUUUCUGCAUAGCAAGCAAAUCGUGUCUUCGAACUUGGAUUGGUUAUCGGUGGUUUGCGUAUUGGUAUUCAUGAUAGGCUAUAGUACAGGCUUAGGUUGCGUCGAACUUUCCAUUUUGUGCGAGUUGUUCCCCACUCAAUUCAGGGCGCUGGGGGUCACUUUGGCGGUAACUGCUGGAGUAUUAAUUUCAUUCAUCAGCCUAUUUGCGUUUCCCAUCGUCAGGGAAAGUUUCGGAGUGUAUCCCGUUCUUUGGUUCUACGGGCUUAUUAGUAGUGUUUGUCUAAUUAUAGUGUAUUUUAAGUUACCCGAAACGACGGGAAAAAGCUUCGAGAAAAUACAAAGCUUGUUAGAGGAAAAUAAAUAGAUUGUUAUAAGUAACUACCAAUUUAAAUAAAUUUUUGUUUUGUAUAAGUUAAGUUGUUUUGCAUUUAAAAUAUGGGGACACUUUUACACUCACUCCGUGGCGAUUAAGGCCUUUAUAAAUCAAGAAAAAGAAUUUCUUGAAGGUUAGUAUUCUAUAAUUUGGAUCUAUUUCAGAUUUUUAACGGAUUUUACAAAAAUUUCACAAGAUACACUUUAACUUUAAACUCGGACACAAAAUUUUUCACUCAGACAAUAAAAUAAAUUUGAGAUGGUUAAAGUAUUUUAUGGUUAAAU